Molecule: messenger RNA, 6294 nt
Organism: Sebastes umbrosus (honeycomb rockfish)
Lineage: Eukaryota; Metazoa; Chordata; Actinopteri; Perciformes; Sebastidae
Product: tyrosine-protein phosphatase non-receptor type 14-like
Exons: 20
Coding region: 601-4482 (1293 amino acids)
Biological process (GO): lymphangiogenesis; protein dephosphorylation
Cellular component (GO): cytoskeleton
Molecular function (GO): protein tyrosine phosphatase activity
Source: RefSeq, a predicted model, not a curated record
UCCAUUGGACUAGACUCACUAGAGGGACCACUACUAUAAACAUUACCAGAGUCCCUGCUCCAGAAGAAGACCCCGUCGGAGCUAAACCACGGUCGACUUGGACAACUUUUUCUAAAUGUUUUAAUCACUUUUGUGCUCUGUGGAAAAAACUAAAACACUUUUGGAGUUGAAGCAAAGACAAGGACUGAGUUUUUUUUGUUCUGAAAGUUGCGCUCGCAUGAUUCAAGAGUCUCUCGAGAUUUUGUUUUCCUACAUGGGAGUUUAUCCAGAAGACCAUAUGGGGAUUAUGUGUUUGCUGUGAGGUUCAACGAACGUCGAGGAUAAAAAGGAAAGAGGAGUUUUCUCCACGGAAUGUAGCAAAAGGACUGAGGCACCCGUUCAUCCUCCUCCUCCUCAUCGUCCUCCUCCUCCUCUCCGGAAAUCUUUGGGAAUGGGCCAGCGCCUUGCCAGGGUGCAUCUUUCCAUCCGGUGGCGUGGCUGGCGUCGUGCGAGAGUGAGGAGGGCAGCGGCCAGGUCAUAGAGCCCGCCCACCCCUCUCUCCGCUCGCUUGCUCCCAAGUGACUUUUGACCUUUGACUCAGCCAGCGACCUCCAGCCAGCCAUGCCCUUCCGGCUGAAGCUGCGGCGCACGCGGCGCUACAACGUCCUGAGCAAGAACUACUUUGUGACACGGAUUCGCCUGCUGGACAGCAAUGUUAUUGAAUGCACUCUGUCAGUGGAGAGUACGGGACAGGAAUGUUUGGAGGCGGUGGCCCAAAGGCUGGAACUACGGGAGACCCAUUACUUUGGGCUGUGGUUCCAAGGAAAGACCCAGGCCCCGGCCCAUCGCUGGGUGGAGCUGGAGAAACCCCUCAAGAAGCAGCUGGACAAGUUUGGCAAUGAGCCACUGCUCUUCUUCGGAGUCAUGUUCUACGUGCCCAGCGUUUCCCGGCUGGAGCAAGAAGCCACCAGGUAUCAGUAUUACCUGCAGGUGAAGAAAGUGGUGUUGGAUGGACGUCUCCACUGCACAGUAGAGCAGGGGAUCAGACUAGCUGGCCUAGCAGUACAAGCUGACUUUGGGGACUUCACUCAGUUCAUGUCUCAGGACUUCCUCAGGGAGUACGUGCUCUUCCCAGUGAACUGGCCUAAUAGUGACGAGGUGCUGGAGGAGUGGACCCAGAAAGUCGCUGAGGAGCACAAGAGUCACUGUCGAAUGCAGACCGCUGAGGCAGAGCUGCUGUACAUCAAAGAGGUGGAGAAACUGGACGGCUUUGGGCAGGAGAGCUUUCCCGCUAAGGACAACUACACAAACGAUAUUUUCAUCGGUGUGUCCUUCAUUGGAGUGUUUGUCAAACACAGAAAUGGCAGAUCCAUCAUGCUCCACAAGUGGAAGGACAUUGGCACCAUAGCGCACAACAAGUCAGCCAUCACAGUGGAGAUAACAAGCAGAGACGACACCAUCAUUUUUCACAUGGAGGAUAUGGAAAUGGCAAAGUACAUCGCUCGUCUUUUCACGGCCAGACACAAAUUCUACAAACAGAACAAGAUCUGUGCAGAGCCCACGCACUCACCUGCACCAAUCAGGAGGAGACCCACCUGGACCAACCGCCUCUCUCUGCCGCGGCCCCAGUCCUGUAACUUCCAGUCAAUGCAUUCCCAGUAUGGCGAGCAUUACCAGGACACACAGAGCUCUCAAGACAGUAUCUUCCAUGACGACCCCUACUACAAGUCAGAGACCAGUCUGGACCGCUGCCCGGCGGACUUCCCCUACCGUAACGGUACCGUACCCAACGGGAGCAUGUACAGCAGCCCCAGCCUGAGCUCCCUCAAUCAUUCCCAGAAUUUCGUCCCGCCCUCGCCCAUGUCCUCCAACCUCAGCAUCCCCGGCAGCGAGCUCAUGCGCCCUGACUACAUCCCCAGCCACCGCCACAGCGCCAUCAUUGCUCCGUCCUACCGGCCCACACCUGAGUACGACGCCGUCAUGCGGCAGAAGCGGCGCAUGCUCCCCGCUCACCAUGACCUCCACAGCCAAUCGCUGCGCAGUCUGAACAUCAGUAAUGCGUGUGCUUACCGCCAGCCUGAGGCUCUGGUGUACAGCCAGCCAGAGAUGAGGGAGAGGGGCCCUUAUCAUGGCCUGGGGCCCAGCCCGGGUCCUUACGCACCACAGAUCAGCUACAGUAAGCCAGUAUCCCAUGGCCCUCAUCAGGGAGGACCAGCCAGCAGCCAGGGCCCCUGUCAUUCGCCCUGCGUUAAUGGAGGUGGAGGCGGGGGUGGAGGUGUAGGAAGCUCCAUCUCUCACACUGUCAGCACUCCUGAGCUGGCAAAUACCAAACAACAGGGGAACAAUGCGGGAAGCUAUGCAGCUACGGCCAACAUGCUGAGAAACCACAUGUCGCGCCCUCCUCCACCUUACCCUUCCAGCUCCUUCCGCCCGGCCACCAGCACGCCAGACCUGGCGAGCCACCGUCACCGCUGCAUGGGGGGCAGCAGUCCAGAGCUGGUGACCCGCAUGGUGCAGCUGUCGGUCAAGACGUUCCAGCCGGACAGCUCGGCCGUGGUGCACCAGUCCCUGCAGGAGGUUAGUGAACCGUUAACUGCAGCCGCUAAGCACCGCUCCACCCUGGGCAAGAGACACAGCAUGGAGGUGAUCAGCAGCAUGAGAGGAGGUGGAGGUGGAGGGAUGGAGGGCCUUGUGAUGAAGGGCAUGAACGCUCCCCUUCAUCGGAGGAAUACUCUCAGAGAACAUGUGAUGCCCCCUCAGCCUCAGUCCAUUCCUCAGCCCCAGCCCCCUCAGCCACAACCCCAGCCCCCACCUCAGCCUCCACCUCCACCUCAGCAGACACAGGAGUUGCCCAUGCAGAUGCCUGCCCAGAAAGCACCUGAGGCUUCUGUAACACCACCUGGACCAGUGGCUUACCAGCAUCAAAAGACUCUUUCCAAUGCUACCAUGCUCAUACACAGUAGUGAGAGUGAAGAGGAGGAGGAGGAAGAGGAGAGACCUGAGUUGGAUGUUCAGAUCCCAGGUCUCAAUGAGGACAUCAGCAUUAGCGCUCAGCUCCAAGCUGCUUUGGCCAAACUGCCCAACAAACCCCCUCCAGAGUACCCGGGUCCUCCCAGACCUCCGAGCAAUGCUCAAAUCCGCACCCACAAUCACACUCACCACCAUAACCACAAUCAAGGACCACAGAGCAACCAGGGACCAAUGGACCCAAGCCAAGCCCAGGGCAGAGCGCACAAAGCUGGGCAGAGCCCAGGUGGCGCCGGGCCUGGAGGUGGUGGUGGUUGUGGUGGUGGUGCAGGUGCUGGUGGGACACUGACCCGAGGGGACCAGGGUGGGGUGAAUGGGGCGGUUUUAGGUCCAUCCAUUUCAGAACCAGACCUCACCAGUGUGAAGGAGAGGGUGAGGAAAGAGCCGGUCAAAGAGAGGCCGGUGUCGGAGAUGUUCUCCUUAGAAGACAGCAUAGUGGAGAGGGAAAUCGCUCAGAGGACGCUGGAAAGACAGAAGAUGUCCGUGGACUCCAUGAAGAGGCCGCUGAUGAUGGCCGCCCUCAACGGCCUCUACGUGGCCCGGAUGCCGGUCCCCGAGAGUCCUGCGGAAGAAGGCGCCAAGGCUGCAACCGACGAACGGUGCAAGACCUUGGAGUUGAAGCUGGAAGAGGAGCGGGUCUUCACUGAGUAUGAGCAGGUGCCCAAGAAGAGGGCAGACUGUGCUCUCACCACGGCAACUCUGCCCGAAAACACAGAGCGCAACCGUUUCCGUGACGUCGUUCCGUAUGAAGAGAAUCGGGUCGAGCUUGUGCCAAACAAGGAGAACAACACGGGCUACAUCAACGCCUCGCAUAUCAAGGUGAUGAUCAGAGGGGAGGAGUGGCACUACAUUGCCACCCAGGGCCCGCUAGCGAACACCUGUGCCGACUUCUGGCAGAUGGUCUGGGAGCAGGGGGUCAACGUCAUCGCCAUGGUUACUGCCGAGGAGGAGGGCGGCAGGUCCAAGAGUCACCGCUACUGGCCCAAACUGGGCUCCAAACACAACUCGGCCACUCACGGCAAGUUCAAGGUGACCACCAAAUUCCGCACCGACUCCGGCUGCUACGCCACCACGGGGUUAAAGGUCAAACACCUGCUCUCUGGCCAGGAGAGGACGGUCUGGCACCUGCAGUACACUGACUGGCCUGAGCAGGGCUGUCCCGAAUAUGUCCAGGGGUUCCUCUCUUACCUGGAGGAGAUCCAGUCUGUAAGGAGACACACCAACUCCAUGCUGGACACCUCAAAGAGCCUCAAUCCACCUGUGGUGGUUCACUGUAGUGCCGGCGUGGGUCGCACCGGAGUGGUCAUCCUCACUGAGCUCAUGAUCAGCUGCCUGGAGCACAACGAGCCCGUGGAGGUUCCCACCAUGUUGUCCGGGCUGAGGCAGCAGAGGAUGCUGAUGGUGCAGACCAUUUCCCAGUACAAGUUUGUCUACCAGGUCCUCAUCCAGUUCCUCAAGAACUCUCGCCUCAUCUGAGCCCCGGGAUUCGGACCUUUGACCUUACAUGGCACCAGAUAACGACAAUGGUACUUUAAAUUAGCUGGUUGGAAGCAGAUACACAGAUUCAUGUUGAGUUUUCUAUUCGGCAGUUUAUGGAAAUUCUGGCAGAUUUUCAUACACACUCACCUCAAGGGAGGAAAGGAUUUGUGUAGGCCUGUAUAGAAAAUUGACAACUAUUUUUCUCCUAAUCAGUGUAUGUAGUUCUUUCUCCCCCUGGGUUUAAUUCUUCGACCUGGUCCGUCUGUGUGGAGAACGCAUGUUUGUGCGUUUCCCUCACGCAGGUGUCUGUCUAUGUGUUUUCUUGAGAUUUCUUAACAAAGAUCUUGAGAAAUCUCAGUUUCAGUUGGGAUAGAUCGCCUGCCUGCUACAUUUCUCCUUCAUUAUUUAGCCAUUGUUAGUAAUGGCACUACGCUGCAUGAACAGUAGGUGGCAGCAGUAUUAUUACUAUUUUCUACACUCUGAAAGAGUUUGCCAAACAAAAGUAUUCUUUGAAUCACUGUUCUAAAAAAUGUUCCUUUUUUAUUUUUAACAGAGUAUUGAUUAAUACAGCAAAUAUUUACUUCAACAUUGUAACAAAUGUUUUUAUUUAUUUCUAUCAAGAUUGUGGUCACCUUUCGCCAUUUUAACGGAGCAUUGACAAGCAUGUCGAUCCCUGCCCUGUCAGUUUUUAUUUGUCAUCUUUUGAACUUGUCUUAAUGUUUACUAUAUUUUUCAGAAAGCCUUCCUUGUCAGUGUCAAAAAGGAUUGCUCCCAUUUUCCGCGAUACAUUUCAAUAAGAUCUUCCUCCACAUGCAAACACACAAAGUGCAUUUUAAGACUGAAUUGCAGUGAUCAAACGUGUCCUAAAAGCAUUUCAAAAGUCUUCAAGUGUUUGUCCAAUGAUUUGGAGGUCAUUUAUAAAUAUAAUUUCACAGUUGGCAGUCAAUAUAGAAUUGUGUCCUUAUACAGCAGAUACUGAUACUAAUCAUUGUGCCUUAUUGAAACAUGAAACAAGGAGAAGCUGACAGCCUUAUCAUUGUUUUAGGGUUCUGGAUGGGUUUGGUAAACUAAACCUUUUACCUCCAAAGAUUAAAUCUUUAAAUCGGUAUUUAAUAGUUUGUUUUCUUAUAAGAAUAACUUUUUUAACAUUUCAAUUUAUUUACCAAACUCUUGGGUUAGGAAUUGGCAGUAAGAGAAUACUGAUAUCUUGGUUUAUUUUUGAAGGAUAAUAGUGUAAAAGUGACACAACUGACUUUGCCAUUAGUAUAAAUCUGAUCCAAACCUAAUAGAUUACUAUAUUGCCAUGUUCCUGUUUAUAUAAUUUAGAAUUUCCUUCUUUUUUAUUUUUCUGAAUCGUGAUGCAAAGCCAGCCGUGUCCAAAGUAACUUUGUACAUAAUGGGCAUGUGAGAAAAAAAGAUUUCUACAAAUGUUUUAUAUAGUUCCUUCUUUUGACUUGGUACUCUAAAAAUACCGCAACAUAAUAAACUAUGCAUGCAUUUUUAUAUUUCAAUGUAUAUAUUCUCAAGUAAGUAUAAGCUUUAUGCUCUCUUGACAUAUAAGUGUUUUGUUGCACUUCUGUUCUCUUUGUGACAGUAUUUCCUCACACGGCAUUCCACUGUUUGUUUAUAUUUAAGUUUUCCCCUUCAUUUUUUUUUUUUUGGCAAAAACUCCCAAAUACCUUUCAAAGUAUGUGUACAUAUGUUUUGUAUAUGCGUUUUCAGUGUAUCAAGUCUUUUGUUUUUCUCUCCCCAGACAUGUAUGAAGCUGUCGUACUUGCUUAUUAUGCAAUAAAGCCUUAUUUUCUUUAA